This is a messenger RNA of Mycosarcoma maydis (corn smut), 2127 nucleotides long. RefSeq lists its product as uncharacterized. Gene Ontology annotation, biological process: cell division. Gene Ontology annotation, cellular component: anaphase-promoting complex. The record is from RefSeq and is a predicted model, not a curated record. Lineage: Eukaryota; Fungi; Basidiomycota; Ustilaginomycetes; Ustilaginales. Bases 1 to 2127 code for a protein of 708 amino acids. Gene Ontology annotation, molecular function: protein binding. The transcript has a single exon.
AUGUCGGAUGCAACAGUGUUCGACAUCGACUAUCCGUUCCCUGAUCUCGAUGCGACUCGAGCAAGGGAGUCGCUUCGCUUCGCAGCUCUCGAAUUGUCCAACCGAGGGCUAGCUUCAUCAUCGAGAUGGACGCUCGAGCUGCUUCAGUCCGUGCCUUACACAGGUAACCUCAACUCCGGCCUAGUCCUUUCAGACCAGAGUCGCUCCAAUCAUUCUGCGAUGGUCACAUCAACACCAGCACCGAAGCGGCGCUCACAAGCGAGAUCGCUCGUUCCAGAGCAUUCUACACCCGCACUUGGAGUGCAUCAGCGAAUGUCUGUGGAACCUGGUGCAGAGGACACAUCGGCAGGCGAGGGUCUGGAGAGCUUUGCACCCGGCACUUUUUCCUCAUCUCCCCUAGUCAACAGUCGCCUUGCUCAUGUGGCGUCCCCGAGAGAUGAUCCAGACAGCUCACUCAUCCCGGUCGGCAGCGAAGAUGGUACUGCCCCUGGAUCAGCACACGUUCAUUGGCAGUCUAAUACCAACUCUGUGGACUGCUCUCCUGGCGCAUUUCAGUACCGCCUCGAUGGCACAUCAUCCGCCGCAUUGUCAUCGCUGGAAGAAGAUUCGUAUCUGCUGGCUAAAAAUUACUUUGAUCAGCAUCAGCUCGAACGAUGCAUCUGGGUGCUUGAAGGUAGCAAGGGCAGCUCUGACAAGGCACGCUUCUUGCGGCUCUACUCUCGCUUUCUCAUGUCCGAACGCAAGCUUGACGAACACGGGAUGAUCAUCCCAAAGCCUAACGGAACCCUUCCUGCCACCUCUCCGAGCUUGAUCCCCAUCUUGAAGGAACUCGUUGAUGUCUCUGACCCCUUUCUUCUCUUCCUAAAAGGCGCAAUCUUGCGCAAACUCAAUCGGCCCAUCGAAGCGAUGGACUGUCUCGUUCGCUCUGUCCAGAGCUUUGCAUACAAUUGGGCGGCGUGGCAAGAGCUUGCCAUGACACUCGAGCCGGGCGAAGCGGAUCAAAUGGCCGACUUGCUGCCCGAGUCGUUCAUGGUCAGCUUCUUUCGCGAAUUUCUCGAUCGCCACUCGGCGCAAGAAGGCGAUGCGACGAUCACGCGUAUUGACCGACUGCUAGAGUCGUUUCCACGGUCCGCGUACCUUCUCACUUGUCGAGCCCAGACCAAUGUACAUCGCCUCGAAUACAUUGAGGCAGAGCAAGACUUUCAGGAAGCGUGGUCCAUCGAUCCUUACCGAAUCGACGGGUUGGCCGACUACUCGAACGCUCUCUAUCUGCUCAACCGCACAGCCGAGCUGGCUCAUCUUGCUCACAAAUUUAGCUCCUUUGCGAAAGAUCGACCAGAGGUUUGCUGUCUUGUUGGUAACUACUACAACCAGCGCAGUGACCACCAUCGAGCGAUUGAAGCCUUCCGACAUGCUCUUCGACUCGACUCGGGCUGUGUGCCUGCCUGGAUUCUGCUCGGCCACGAGUAUAUCGAGCUGAAAAACAGCCAUGCAGCUGCCGAGAUGUACCGCCGAGCACUCAAAAUUAACCCACGCGAGUAUCGUGCGCUCUACGGCUUGGGCCAGGUGUACGAGCUCAAUGGAGCUUACACGUACGCGGUCAACUACUUCCAAAAAUGCGCGGCGAUUCGACCGUAUGACGGACGGAUGUGGUCAAGUAUGGGCAUCUGUUAUGAUCACCUCGGUCGAUCACAGGAUGCUGUUUCGUGCUUCAAGCGCUACCUCGCUUGCCGACUCAACCAAGGCGAUACGGUGAUGGGUUUGACGCGGAUCAUCGAGGUGUACGAAAAGGAGCGAGAUUUUGAAGCAGCGGCUUGCUACCAUCGUCGUCUCGUUCAGGUCGUUGACCGCGCGCUGACUGGCACCGAGUCCAACGUGGUUGCGAGAUAUGCGCGCUCCUACAUCAUUGCAGCGAGGUGGGAGAUGGGUGAGAUCGGCGUCAGAUCAGCACAAGAGCGGGAAGAAACAGCUGAUGAGAAGGAACAAGAUGGCGAGCCAGAGACCGUAGCUAAGGUUGGCAAUUUGGCGCUCGCCAACGAUUACCUGCAGAAAGUAAUUGCUGCAGGCACCGAGAUGACAGACAGCGCCGAAAUUUUGCUGAAGCGGCUCGCCUUCCUGCGGGAUUGA